UUUAUAACAUGCUUCAAAUCCGAACAAGAUAUCAUUGAUCAUAUAUUCAUAUAUAUUGCAGAGUUUUAGUCCAUUUCCAUGGCACCAAACAGCCUCGGAAAUUCAUCGAAAAACAGCAUGGUCCAUCACAAACCCUCAAGACUCUCAUUUGAGAACCUCCAAAGAACAGUUUCAGACAUCUCAUUCCAACUCAAUGAACUUCUAACCAGAGAAGAAAAAGAAUCAGAAUCUGCUGCUUCUAAGGUACUUACUCUUCCCCCAGUAUCCGAAAUCGAAGAUGCCAAGUGCGAGUGCUGCGGUAUGUCCGAAGAAUUCACCCCAGAAUACAUAAAAAAAGUGCGCGAAAAAUUCUCGGGGAAAAUGAUUUGUGGGCUGUGUUCAGAAGCAGUGAAGGAAGAAAUGGAGAAAAACGGUGGAAAAAGAGAAGAAGCAUUGAAAGAGCACAUGAAUGCAUGUGUGAAAUUCAAUAGGGUUGGGAGAGCAUAUCCUGUACUGUUGCAAGCAAAAGCCAUGGGAGAAAUUCUGAAGAAAAAUAGGGCAAACUCCCUUAGUCCUAGAGAGAAGGGAGAGGGGGUCGGGCUGCAGAAGAAAGGUGGGAUUGCUAGGAGUUCAAGUUGUAUUCCAGCAAUUAUAAAGGAGAUCAAUACUGAUAAUAUGGUGAAGUGAGUUGCAGAAAGUCAUGUAUUGACAAGAGAGAUAGGGGGGGUUUGUGUCUUAAUUUGUUGGAUUACUUGUGCUGAUUAAUGGAGUUUUAGGGUAACUUAAAUAAUUAACUAAAGACCUUUUAUUUGUAGAGCGUAGUUCUUAGAUUAAUGUAUAAUUAAUCACUGUGUUAUAGUAUGAUUAUGAAUAUCUCUCUCUCUCGGUAUAACAAUGUGUAACAAAUCAAUGAUAUUUUCCCGAUGUUUAGGGAUUAUUUCUUUAUAGUUUGGUCCUGUAAUUAGUAUAAAUGUUUCCUUUCGUAGUUAUUUGUAACAAUUUUCUCUUGUAAAUCAUAAACCAAAAUAUAGUACAAAUUCUUGUAUUUCU
Messenger RNA from Olea europaea var. sylvestris, 1029 nucleotides. RefSeq lists its product as uncharacterized. Lineage: Eukaryota; Viridiplantae; Streptophyta; Magnoliopsida; Lamiales; Oleaceae. Bases 79 to 666 code for a protein of 195 amino acids. The record is from RefSeq and is a predicted model, not a curated record. The transcript has a single exon.